AUGUUCAGCUCGCUUCUACCGAAACCAAAGCACUGCUCAUAUGACACAAUCAAAGUGAUGCUACCGAAGGCCUCGCAAGCAUCCUCGGCUUUGGUGGUGCCCUUUUCUAACACAGAUUCUCAUAAGAAAGUGACCAAUUUGCAUAGUUCGGGCAACGCCUUGGGUGAGGUUUUCGUGGACGCAAACGGGUUCGUCGAUGUGGGAAAAACCCUUGCGUCCAUAGAUGGAGACGGGGGCGUACAGACUUCGUACGAUGACACGAUACCAUUGAAAGUUAAGUACCCGAACCUUCGCCAUCACUUCCCCCGCUACACACUUGAAAAUUGCCCCGACGACUCCUUGGCCACCUGUGUUGCGGAAACCAAAAAAGUCAUCGACGAUAUUUUGUUCAAGGCCGAAAACGGCGAGGUUUCUACUGAUGAGCCCACUUUCGUUACAUUUACGCCCAGUUCCUUGACUGAAAAUGAUGCCAGAGGGCGGACUCUUGAGAUCCGCAACUUCAAAGAGGAUCCCUUACUACCGCCAAAAUUCAAGCUAAGAAAAAACCGUGAGAAAGAACCUCUGCCACCACCUCCGAUUCUUAAAGCCGCUCCCACAGAGAAAAUCACCAAAGAGAUCAAGGAUAAAUGGCACAUUCCUUCUGCAGUUUCUAACUGGAAAAAUAACCAGGGGUUCGCUAUUGCUCUAGAUAAAAGAGUACAUGCAGCAAGCGGAGGGAGUGCCAGUGAAGGUCCCUCCAUCAAUAUUGAAAAGUUCGGACAGCUUUCGCUGGCCCUAGAAAAUGCCGAUAAACAAGCGAGAAGUGAGCUUGCCGCAAGAAACGAGCAACGCAAGCAAAUCGCCUUGAAGGAACAAGCAGAAAAGGAGAAAAAACUAAAGGAGCUUUUGGACCGGUCGAGACGUCAUUCGGGCAAACGCACCGGAAACAGUCACGACUAUGACGGAGCUAAACGGUACCGUGCUGCGUGA
Molecule: messenger RNA, 969 nt
Organism: Metschnikowia bicuspidata var. bicuspidata NRRL YB-4993
Lineage: Eukaryota; Fungi; Ascomycota; Pichiomycetes; Serinales; Metschnikowiaceae
Gene: PRP45
Product: mRNA splicing protein
Exons: 1
Coding region: 1-969 (322 amino acids)
Biological process (GO): mRNA splicing, via spliceosome
Cellular component (GO): spliceosomal complex
Source: RefSeq, a predicted model, not a curated record